CGAUGGGACAGAUAAUUCCGAAACGUGUUUGCUCGUGGAAUGACUAUAUAUCCCAUGCUAUAAUAUAAUAUUGUUAAUACACAUACCAAAAUUUAAUACUCCAACAUGAGGGAAGUUGUUCUCGUUUAUGUUAGUUAUAUACUCCUAUUUCAAUUCAAACCAAUUCACACAACACAACACCACAAACAAGCCUUGAAACUCGACAACACACACCCAAUUUUGGGGCCCCCUCAUUUCGUGUGCGUCUCCAUCUCCCUUUUUGUUUUGCAUAGUUUAUUUGUCUCCAAAUCUUUGCGAUUUCCUCCGUUGCACUUUUGAAGUAGCAAGUACUCCACCAACCAAGCAUGUCAACUUCUUCCUCAUCCACCUCCACACAAGGAGGAGACGGCGGCGGCGAGCCGCCGUCAUCCUCCCGCAGCAGGCUGAGGUCCAGCAAUGGCGUUUGGCCCGAGCCAUUCCUCGAAGCCCUCGCGCUCCACGUCGCCGUCGACGCUUCUCGCGCCAUCGGCCGCCUCGCUGCUGCUCAAGCCCUCUCCAACAUCUUUCAGGUGUGCUCGACGUGGCGAGCCAUAUCGCGGUCCGAUCUUCUGUGGCGAAACCUCGCGCGAAGAAUCUGGAACGUUCGCGAGCUCCUCCACCGCGAGUCGUGGCGGGAGGAGUUCGUCUACCGCCACCGCACCGCCGCCAAUUUCCGGUCGCGCCGGUACGACCACACCACCCUCCACUUCGUCCCCACCGACAACAACAACAACGACGACGACGGCCUCAGGUGCCGGCGCCUCGCCCUCUCCGACCACCACCUGGCCGCGGGGUUCUCCGACGGCGCCGUCCACCUCUUCCACAUCCCCAGCCGCCUCCACCUCUCCACCUUCUACCCGCAGCACCGCGACCGCCUCGGCCGCUUCUCCAGCGCCGUCUCCGGGAUCAUCCUCUCCGACGCCCGCCUCGUCUUCGCCACCCUCGACGGCGACAUCCACAUGGCCGCCGUCAACGCCGCCGCGCCGCUCCGGAGGGCCCACUUGGGCGACGUCGUCAACGACGGCGCCCUCGUCGACUUCGCCGGCUGCAACCGCUGGUGGGUAGGUCUCUACGCAGGUGUUCCGAGGCGUGCAUUCCACAUAUGGAACGGGGAAACGGAAGAGUUGGUUUUCGUGGGCGGCGUGCUGACCGAUCCGGAGGCGGUGAUGGGGUGGCAUUUGCUGACGGAGCUGACCGGAAUCAUCGGGCGGAUCCGGGUGACGAACGGCGACAUGGCAGUGGCUUGCACCGGGGUUAGGGUUGUGGUGUUCCACUUGCUAAGCCAAGGGGUGGAAAUGGGGGAGGAGGAGUUCCCGAGGGGGAUCGUCGUAGGCGCCUUCGACGCCUACGGCGAUUCGGCCCUCGUACCCGACGCACGGGGCGUAGCGACCGUGCGUCGGGUGGGCAACAUGGAGGAGGUGUGUAGGUUCACAAUGAGAGAGGGUGUGGCUUUUGGGUGCAUGAAUGGUGGGUAUGGAGUGACAUGGGGUGGUGGGGUGAUUAGGGUUUGGGAGAUCCAUCAUGGUCAAUAUUUGUAUAGUUUUAGAGAGAGAAUUGGAGAGUGCAAUGCCCUCAUUGCAGAUGAGAGGUUUGUGGCUGCAUGCUGUGAUGAUGCUACCAUUCAUUUGUGGGAUUUUGGGGCUCAAUAAUUCAAAACGGAUUAGGGUUUUUAAUUUUUCCAAGCAUCAAAAUGUUAGGGAUUUUAAUCAAUUAGCUUGGUUGGCGUGUGUGAAAUUGAAAUUCACUCAUGUGGGACCCCCAUUGAAUAUUGGGAAUUAGGGUUUCUGACAUUAGUCAUUUUCAAUGGUUUUAGGGUUUUAGCUAGCUAGGGAGAGAGAAGUAGUUGUGGUUGGAUAUUUGCUGUUUUUAGGCAGGUUGGGAUAUAUUCCAUUCACCCUGAGAUACAAAGAUGUGCUUCUAAUUUUUUUUUUCCUCACUGUUUAAUUAAUGUAGAGACAUCUCAGUUUUAAUUAAUUUGGUUGUAAAAAAUUUCUCUACAAUUCUGAUGGGAAAUUGCUACUUUGUUUGUACUAGUUCUGCACAUUGAAAUGGAAUCAAAGAAAAGAUGUUGCAAUCUU
This is a messenger RNA of Salvia miltiorrhiza (redroot sage), 2096 nucleotides long. RefSeq names its product transcriptional regulator STERILE APETALA-like. The transcript is spliced from 3 exons. Gene Ontology annotation, molecular function: protein binding. NCBI's taxonomy places the organism in Eukaryota, Viridiplantae, Streptophyta, Magnoliopsida, Lamiales, Lamiaceae. The record is from RefSeq and is a predicted model, not a curated record. The coding region runs from base 345 to 1667 and encodes 440 amino acids. Gene Ontology annotation, cellular component: preribosome, large subunit precursor.